AUGGAUCAGGCUGCUUCCAGGGAAAAACAGCACCACAUCCGUGGCCCUCACUUGCUGUUGGGACUCCAUGCUGCCUCUGUGGCCCUCCCUAGAGUGUCCUGGAUGCUGCUGUCCUGCCUGAUGCUCCUGUCUCAGGUGCAUGGUGAAGAUUCCAAGGAGGAACUUCACUCUACACAGAGUAGCUGUCCCCAAGGCUCCUAUGCCUAUCAUUUCCACUGCUCUGCCUUGUUUAUGAAUCCCAAGUCCUGGACUGACGCAGAUAUUGCUGGCCAGAAGCAACACUCAGGAUUCCUUGUGUCUGUGCUCAAUGGAGCUGAGGCAUCCUUCCUGGCCUCUCUGGUCAAGAACAAUAGUAACUCCCCAUACGUCUGGAUUGCGCUCCAUGAUCCCACACAGGGCUACAAGCCCAAUGCGAGCGGAUGGGGAUGGAACAAUAAUGAUCUGAUGGAUUACUUUGCCUGGGAGAGAGACUCUGCCAGCAUCACAAACCCCACCUUCUGUGGGAGCCUGUCACAAAGCUCAGGAUAUCUAAGAUGGAAAGAUUACUGUAAACAGACAUUACCCUAUGUCUGCAGGUUUGAGGAUUAG
Messenger RNA from Artibeus jamaicensis (Jamaican fruit-eating bat), 588 nucleotides. RefSeq names its product lithostathine-like. Gene Ontology annotation, molecular function: signaling receptor activity; peptidoglycan binding; oligosaccharide binding. Gene Ontology annotation, biological process: positive regulation of cell population proliferation; response to peptide hormone; venom-mediated disruption of cell wall in another organism. Lineage: Eukaryota; Metazoa; Chordata; Mammalia; Chiroptera; Phyllostomidae. The record is from RefSeq and is a predicted model, not a curated record.